This is a messenger RNA of Penicillium cataractarum, 1950 nucleotides long. RefSeq lists its product as uncharacterized. The coding region runs from base 1 to 1950 and encodes 649 amino acids. The record is from RefSeq and is a predicted model, not a curated record. Lineage: Eukaryota; Fungi; Ascomycota; Eurotiomycetes; Eurotiales; Aspergillaceae. The transcript has 2 exons.
AUGGCUUCCCUGAGUUGGUGGCUCUCAUUCGCUCUUUAUGCAGGCCUCGGACGAGCCAUUGGAACUGACAUGGCCGGCGACGUGACCUGUACCGAGACCACCGUAUCAACCAAUCUUCUCUCGAACCCAUCCUGGGAGAACGGCUUGGACGGAUGGUCAUAUGUCUAUCCGAGAUCAGUGUCGACCGCUGAAGCAACUGAUGGCUCUUAUUCGCUAUUAACGAGUGGCGUAUACCCCUUUCAGACGGUCAGCCAGGCGAUAUCAGGCCUGAUCCCCGGGACUACCUAUCAAGCCUCUAUCGACGUCGACAUAGUGAUCUCCAAUAUCGCGAUCACAGAAAGCUGCACUACAUACCUCUAUCAUGACACUCUCGCGUCCACCAACAUCAUCGCCUCAAAAACCGGGGCUUACAACAAGAACACCGGCCAGUGGUACACUUUGAGCGGCCCAGUCACCGCAACAAGUGAAAGUUCCACGUUUGGCUGGUACGUGACUUGUUCCCCAUAUCGCAUUCCCCAAGUUUCCAUCUACGUAGAUAACGCCAAAUUCAAUCUUGAUACAACCACACAAGUCUGCACUACUGCCACGCCAACGUUGACACCUAUCUCGACUCCUCCGGCAUCUACACCCGCACCACAGUCAUCAAUCCCGGUCUCUAGCAUUGCAUCCUCGACGCCUAUCGGUCAUUCAAGCUCAGCUGCUAGCAUUGCGUCCUCGACGCCUAUCGGUCAUUCAAGCUCAGCUGCUAGCAUUGCGUCCUCAACACCUAUCGGUCAUUCGAGCUCAGCUGCUCCCAUAACCCCCUCAUCACCUGUUGGUCAUUCGAGCUCAAGUCCAUUGGCACCGACAAGCACACCCCUUCUACACAGUUCUUCAUCGGCAUCGCCAUCAUCGGUCCCCCUAAUCUCCACCCCAGUGGAUUCACAUACAUCUACAUCGUUAGUGUCAAGUCAGUCUAUCGGGCACGGCUCUAGUUCUGUCAUUCCUUCAACUCCUCCUUCAGUCCCAACUGGAUCGACCUCCCUCACAGCAACCACAUCUACCGAGACAUGCACGGAGUUGCAAUCUACCUCUCCAAUCUCAAGCCCAUCAGGCAACUCGAUCUCUACUUCAUCGACUAUUUCAUAUGUGUCUUCGUCUUCUUCGACGGCCCUUCCUUUCUCCACAACCGUCAUUGCGACAGAACCAAACCAACAACCCUCGGCCACAGGUCCUCUGGAACCUAUUUCGACACCUUUUUCGCCUAUUGAUCUCCCCGCAACGACAUCUUCCGGCCAUAUCACCACUACCAAUGUUGCAUUGACAACUUCUACCGUCUACAGCACCCGUACCUCGACCAUCACCGCCUGUCCUUCGAGUGUCAUCAACUGUCCCGCGCGGUCACAAACCACAUAUGUCACGACUGAGACGAUCUACGUAUCGACUACAGUCUGUCCCGUAGCCGAAAGUGAACCUACUGCGCAGGCUACUUCUUCGCCAACGGAUAGCCCCGUCAUCUCCGUCUCCGUGUCACCAAUCUUCAGCACCCGUACGGCUAGAAUUACCUCCUGCCCUCCUGAAGUGACUGGCUGUUCUGCCAAGCCAGCUGCUCCCCAGGUCGUGACGGAGACACUCCUCGUCGGAGAGUCUACGUAUACGCUAUCUGAAACAGCUGCUGCUACUUAUAGUGCUCAUCCCCAGGUUGGGUCGACUCCUUCGUCCCGCUUGCUUUCUUCUGUUCCUCUGAGCUACACUACACAGGCUUUUUCUUCGCACGCCGUAGAGCAGGUGAAGACUAGCGGAAUCAAGACUACACUCUCUGUUUCCAGUACUGUGCCAAGUUCCUCGACCUCUACGGGUACAUCCAGUGUGCCAGCGUUCAAUGGUGCUGAAUCGUUGGGUCGUCCAGGCAGCUCGGCUCAGAUCAUCGCCUCGGUUUGCGUCACAGGUCUUGCGCUCUUGUGGCUCUAG